This is a messenger RNA of Pogonomyrmex barbatus (red harvester ant), 2239 nucleotides long. RefSeq lists its product as uncharacterized. The record is from RefSeq and is a predicted model, not a curated record. Lineage: Eukaryota; Metazoa; Arthropoda; Insecta; Hymenoptera; Formicidae.
GAAGAAGGGAUGCGGAUCGGUCGUUAGCUCGGUAGCGGAGAGAAGUCCGAAUCGCGUGGGGUGCGGCGAAACUCGGAGAGACGGAGAGGAGAGUACAGCUAUCGAUCGAUAGCGACGCCUGUGCAGUGAGCGAGGGCCCGAGCCACGAUCGACGACCGUAGAGAGCCCAGGGGGAAACAAUCGCAUCUCUCCUUGGCGUAGCCGACGCGUCCGAGAACGCGUGUGAGAACGCGGUGUGUUGACAGUGGUCGUUGUUCCCCUUUCCUCACGUGCUCUCACGGCCGUGGCCCGUGGGUAAAUCUCCGACACGCCGUUUCACUGGCGAGGGGUUGCUUCGCCUCCUGGCUCUGCCGAGGCCAGGGCGGCCGGCUGACGGACACGCCGUCCGUAACGGCGGCAUCCUCGGCACGACGAAACGCGGCGCGUCAUGUGGCUGACAGUGCGAGAUACGUUAGGUGCGCCGAAAGUGUUAUUACUCUGGAAAUGGAGGAGUGUCGAAUGUUUGGCAUGACGUAAGUCAACCACCGAUCACCGCGGAAGAAACGGAACGACGGAACUGCCGUGCGACAGAAGGAAAUUAAAUAAGAAGGGAAAAAAAAAAAAAAGAAACAACGGACAUCGACGGACGGAAACGAGAAACGUCAAAAUGUCCGAAAACGAAACGAAGCCCGCUUCGCCGAUACCCACGGUUAUGUGCGCACAAUGCUGCAGCAAUGACAGCGGCGGCGGAGGGGGAGGCGGGGGCGGCGGUAGUCUGACGACCACGCAAUGCCCUGCCUUACAAGUCACUUCGCGGAUGCUGCGUUCGCCGAGUCACGAAAGCGUCACCACCGACCUGUCACUCUUCAGCGUGUCGUCGAUCGCGAGCGAUUUGCGCGGAGCCAACAGGUUGGUCACUUUCAAGUCUUACAGCGACGCGCAACUCGCCGGACGGGGGCCUUCUCCAAAACCGGACUCCCGACAGAUUCAGGGUAACAGGCCGGCGGACAUUCCCGAGAUUUUAUGGUUCGAGGAGGAGAACGAGCUGAUCCGCAGCUGCGGCGUCCUGUCGUCGGCAUUAGGAUUACGUAAGAGCUUCAGUACGAGCGAUGUGUCGCAGCUUCCAAGCCCGGACGCAGCCGGGGCCGGUGGCCUUCGGACGGCGGUGUCCGCCCUGGCUCUCGAUACCGCCCAGCGGAAUACCCUGCUGCUGGAACACGCCAGGCUCGACCACGCUUCGAGGUCCUGCAGUACCUGGGUUGCCGUAGGCGAGCCCGUGGCUAGCACAUCUCAGCUUCCCAGUCCGCAUGGGGGAACCGCGCAGGAGCAGCCUCAGCAGCAACAGUCGCAAUCGCAGCAUCAAUCGCAGUCCUCCUCAAACGCUCAAUCGGUGCCGCAGUUACCGCCGCAACCACCGGCACCGCCGCCGCCACCACCCGUGCCCUUCACCGGAGCGGAUCUCGUCAGAUCCGUUAAUAAAAAGGUCCGACAAAACUACAUACGACGAAGACUAUUGACGACGUAUCGCGCUUUGGAGCGUCUCUCGCAGAGUGAAUUUAACCUGGAUCAGCUAGAAGCAGCUGCUACCGCGGCGCAGAGCUCUCACGGAACAACUUUACUGGUGCCCGGGACGGCCGCAGGAGUUCCUGGUGCUUCCUUGAUCGGGCGAAAGGAGCGAAAUCACGCGUUAACAGUCCGGGACGUUGAGAGGGAACGCGGAAAUCAAUUGUCCAAGUACGAAAGGAACAUGAUGAUCUUUAAUUGGCUUCACACUUUGGACGACAGUGCAGUCGUAGACAGCGUCGAAUAAGGGACAAGGGGAAACCAGCAUUUCUCGCAACUCCGACAACAUGCGACCUAUCGUGCCUAAGUUUCUUCCCCUUCGAUAUUUUAUCGAGGACGCUUCGUUGACACUAUAUUGUCGCAUCUCGGAGAAUAUCGCUAUGUGUCAAGACUUCUGGUCUUCUCAGCUAUAUUGAAUUAUGACGUCUAAGACGAAAAGUUAAAGUGCACCUUUCUCUUGCACUAUUCAUCGAAACAAAUUACUUUUUUUCGAGUGUGCUACUUUCAUUCAAUCAAAUAGAAAAUAAAAUUUCUUUCUUGGUUUUUUUUUACUUUCGCCUAACAAACGCUCAUUCAGAUUAAUAUUUAUUGAAAUUAAUCCUUAAAAUUAGUUGUCAUUUGUUUUAUUCUUUUCUUACGUUUAUGGAAUGCAGUUUUAGACAACCAAAGAAAGAAAAAAAGUGAUAUUUAACAAAAA